Messenger RNA from Salpingoeca rosetta, 4590 nucleotides. RefSeq lists its product as uncharacterized. Gene Ontology annotation, molecular function: DNA polymerase binding. Bases 1 to 4590 code for a protein of 1529 amino acids. Gene Ontology annotation, biological process: interstrand cross-link repair; mitotic intra-S DNA damage checkpoint signaling; homologous chromosome pairing at meiosis. The transcript is spliced from 25 exons. Gene Ontology annotation, cellular component: nucleus; condensed chromosome. The record is from RefSeq and is a predicted model, not a curated record. NCBI's taxonomy places the organism in Eukaryota, Choanoflagellata, Craspedida, Salpingoecidae.
AUGGCUUUGGAGGAUGUGCUGGCGUCGUGCGGCGUGGCACUGAGCCCAGAUGGACCGCCCAUCCUAACCAAGACGCUGCAGGAGGCGACGCGCGCAUUGAGGGACCAUCUCAACCACGCCAGCAACCGAAAGGCGUUUGAAGAAUCAUUUGCGGAAUAUGUGGAGAGCGCCGCCCAUCUUCGGCGCGUCAUCUCGCCACUGCAACCAGCCUCAACCAGAACGCCCACAUCCAGUCAACCUAAAGCAAGUGGGCGGCGAUUGCCGAGUUUGGUCAAGGUGCUGCUGAACACCCCAAGCGUGCAGCCGGAGGUGUACCGCGUCCUGCUCGAGAAAAUCUCAGAGUUUGCCAUGGAAGACACUGUGCAGUUCAGCCAGGCGGACUCGUCUGCAUCGGUGUCGUUGGACAUUCCGCGGCUGCUGCUCGGCGAACUGCGCUGGCUCGAGCUCAUGGUCGACCCCGAAAACACAACAGACACCAUGUUCCAAGUGCUCGCCAUCCUGCCAACAGACUUGAAGAAGGAGAUGAUCCAAGCGCUGCCCGAGUUGUGUGACGACCAGUCCUCCGCCUUUCUCACAGACCACCUCUUCUCCUUGCUGCAAGGCGAGCCGUCAUUGGCGCCAGCCAUCCUCGAUGCAUUCUCAAAUCUCAAAUCUGCGACCACGUGCUGCGACCACGUGCUGGGCCAGCUUGGAUCUUACAGUCCAGAGUGCCUCCCAAUCGUCAUCAAAUUUCUCAUGCAGCAAGCGGAUGGGAUGGAUGUGAAUCUGCUGACAAAGAACAUGAGGGAAAACAUCGAUUUCUCCACCGUGCAAACGGCCAACACCAACAACAACCACAAUGGUGGCAGCAGCAGUCGCCGCGAGGAGGGCGAUGAUCACGAUGUGUUUGUGGUGGCUGCAAUCAAGAACGGGCUGGCAUUUGAUGCGCGCAUUGCAAAGGCGUGGCUGCGGCAAAUCAAGACGACGGUGGCCCAGCCCAUCACCGCCCUCGACCUGCUUGUGCUGCUGCUGCUGCACCACCAGAACGCCCACCGCCGCGGCGCGGAGACCACCGUGAUCAAGCUUGCAAGCACGGGCCGGCUCACCGCCGCCAUGGCCGCAGCCAUGUUUGCCAGACACACGCGCGCGUUCUCGAUGUGCUUCAAGUCGAUUGUGCACAUGGCGGACAUCCUGAACCGGCGGCAGGAGGCCGCGUGCCGCCACCUCGCCUGCACCCUCUACCACCAGUGCUUCGUGCACAUGGACACAUAUGCGCGGCAGGAGGUGGUUGGGGCCCUGGUGGCGCACAUUGGCACGGGGCAGGCACAGGAGGUGGACGCAGCCAUGUCUGUGCUGCUGUCGCUGGCCACUGACCACCCGAAGCUGCUGCACCCGUUUGCGCUCAUGUUGAAUGGCAUCCUGGACUGCCUGAGCAACCUGCACUUCAUCCACAUCCGGCAGCUCUUCCGUGUCCUGACCACGCUCACGUUUGACCGCCAGCGCACCGCUGCCGCAGGCCUCAUCGACGACGAGACACACAUUCUCCUCAGGAAGAUGCUGUCUCAAUCGAAUGAAGAGCUGAAACGCAUUGGCACCAUCGCUGCCACCACCGUCACCCGCACCUGGCUCGCUCUCGCCAACGACGCAGGCAUCUCCAUCGACCGCAACCAUCUCUCCUCGCUGUUGCAGAUAUUGCAGCUCAUCUAUGACAAUGUGAAUCAUUUCCCGACGUCCAAAGCGCUGUUUUGCGAUGAACUCGCCUCCCUCGUCGCCGCUGUGCCGCUUCCACCGCCCGUUGCAGAAUGGAUCAAUGACAACCUGCUGCUUGAUUUCCAGUCCAUCUAUCUUCUGGAGCGAGAUGACGACGUGAACGUCGCGCACCCGGACAUUGUCAUCACCCGCGGGUUCAGCUUCGAUCUUUCUGGCGAAGGCGACGUGGUGGCUGGAUUUGUGCCGCUGAUGCUGCAGCGUGGCCGAUCAGACCUGCUGCUGCCCAUGUGCCCGUCGUUCCGGCUGCUGCAGACGCUGACGGGGGUGGAGCACGACGGAGACAUGUCCGAGAUUGAUGCGCUGCUCAGCUGCCCGCUCUGGUUCCCCGACGUGUCCACCCUGGACAGUUUCGCAACCUUCACGCCGUCCACCAAGGACACGCUGUGCCACUGCCUCUUCUUCACCAUCAACUGGCUGCGGGAAACCAUCAACGCGUUUGCAGGCACAACCGACUCCGACCUGCGCGGCCACGUGCUCGGGCGCAUCGAGCACCUGGUAGCGCUGGAGAAGAUGGUGGCCACAUGCAUGGAGCAGCACCACAUGCAGCCGUACGUCGCACACGCCGUGGACGAGGGCGUGGUGCCGCCGCUGAAGCGCAAGAGCACGCGCGGCCCACAUGCGGCCAAGGCAACGCCAGGUGCCACCAGCAGCACGGCCAGCAACCACGCAAACACCUCAGACGGCGGCGCGGACACGCAGGUGCACAGCACAGCGCCGCAAGCAUCAGCAGGCGCGGUGACGCAGUCUGAUAGCGACACCAAGGAUGUGUUGCUGGACACUGUUCGCUUUCGCCCGUACUUGCGGGAGCUGCAACUCCCCGUGUUUCAGGUCCUUCGCUGGCACGCAGGUGACGAUCUGCUGGAUGCCCAGCAGCACCACCACCACCAGCACGAAAAUCAGGGUUCCAAAGACGCCGCCGCCACGGCCAACAGCGGGGAUGAGGGCGGGUCACGCGCGUCCCAGAAGCGGCUGUCCCCGCCGCAUGUCGCGUAUCUCCUGCGCGAUCUGCUGUCGAAGGUAAAGCGCGUGUUCUCGCCGGUGAAGCGCGGGCCGUGGACCAGCAGCGCCGCCGCCGUCGCCCGCUCCCACACGGGCUUCCACGCCCUUCUCGACCACACCCCGCAGCAGGUUGGCCGCUGGUUUGUGGAUGAGGUGCUGCCGUCGCUGUGCCGGCAUCUCGAGUCCUCGUGCGAGUUCUUCCACACCAUCUUUGACGCCCACGCCGGCACCCGCCGCCACUCUGUCCUCUCCAAGCACGAGCACUACGACCACCACCGCGACGUUGUUGGGCUGACGCUGGAGGUUGCGCACGCCAUGCUGUCGUGGCCAGACCUUCCCUCGCACCCGCCGCUGCGCCUUGCCAUGCUGCGCACGAUUGCGUCUCGUCUGUGUGUGGACGAGCAGCUUGGGCUGCAGCAGGCGGCACAUAUGUGCAUCAAGUACCUGGCAAACGUGGCUGACAAGGCGCCCACAGCAGAGUCGUUUCUCACCGUCCUCCUCAUCAUCGAAGCAAUCCCAUCACUCGCAGACGACGCGGAUGAAGAGUUGCGCAUGCGUGCUGAUGCGCUGCUGUCGCCGCUGGCGCAUCAGUGCAUUGACCUGAACUGGCUUGAUGAUGAUCGCCGUCCCAUUGCCACCGCCACCCUCGCCCGCCUGCUGGACAUCUUCCUCGUCCACUCUGUUGACGGGCAGGCCGUGCGCACCGUCCAGGCUGCCAUGCUCGACUUUGCACGGCACUCAACAGCAGCAGCACCGCCGGCAGCGGCAGCGGAAGGGAACGAUGGGCAGCCCGCUGCCAAGAAAGCAAAGACCUCCGCUUUUGCCACGCUGUGUCGCUCGACGUUUCUCACGUACAUGCGUGCGUGCUUUCGCUACUGCUCACAUCAGCUCACGGCGCUUGGAUCCACCCUCUCAGACCCACGCGAUGACCAAACGUUGGAGCAGGUCUCGGAUGUGUGCAAGGCGUUUGGCGUGAGCGUGCACCUGACGCGAUUCAAGCUUGCCCGCAGCAAAGGCGUCCUCGCCGCUGUCGUCAAAUCUUCCAAGGAGUUUGUGGACCAGUUCAGCCGAGCCAUCAUGCCGUUUCUUGCCCGCUGCCUCAAGCAUCAGCCCAUCCCUGUCGUCCUUCUUCUCAAGGACGUUCAGAAGAGCACACGGCACUUGCAGUCCAUCUGCAACCACAGCAAAGUGGUGCAGGACGUGGUACUGACGUCGUAUGUGCCGGCGCUCAAACGGAGCCUCGAGACGCUUGUCUUCAAGGCUAAGGCAAUGAUGACUGCGAACGAUUGCGACGCAGCGUUCACCGUUGGUGUUCUCAAGCACAAAGGCCUUGAUGGCCAAGAAGUGUCGUCGCAGAUGAUUGUGCCAAAGGGGAAGGACGAUCGUGACGAUGACGACGAGGAUGACAGUGCCGAUGGUGACAGCAGCGAUGAUGAUGAUGAUGACGAUGAUGACGAUGAUGACGGGGACGAGGAUGAUGAUGGGGACGCCGACGACAACGCCACCAAGAAGCACAACAACGAGCACCGUAGCAGCAACAACAACAACAACAACAACACCAACAACAACGCCGACAGUGACGACGAUGGAGACGAUGAUGACGACAGCAGCAGCAGCAGCAGCUACGGUGCAACUGGCAAUCACGCCAUCGACCCCUCGCUGGCGGCCGAUGAGGGAUUGCGCAAAGUCGUGCACGCGCAAGCAGCAACUAAGCAGCAGGAGGAGGAAGAGGAAAGCUUGCUGGACAUGUUGGACGACGCUGAUGAUGAUGACGCUGGUGACGAUGAUGGCGACGACGACGAUGAUGAUGAGGGUGGACCCUCUUCUGGUCAGAUGUUUUAA